Molecule: messenger RNA, 507 nt
Organism: Didymodactylos carnosus
Lineage: Eukaryota; Metazoa; Rotifera; Eurotatoria; Philodinida; Philodinidae
Source: the annotation of a GenBank genome assembly
AUGGGACUUGGUGGACACACAAAUGAAAUGUUUCGUUUAUUAAGUGGUAUUGAUCGAAAUAUUUAUAAACCACGCACAUACGCAAUUGCAUCAACAGACGCAAUGAGUUCAAAAAAAUUACUCCAGUUUGAACAAGAGUGUACAAAUGACAUCAAUGUAUCAAUUAUAGAACGAAGUCGACAUGUUGGACAAAAUUAUUUUACAUCAAUAUUUACAACAAUUUGGGCAUUUUUUACGGUAAUACCAUUAGUCUAUCGUAUUCGACCAAAAGUUAUUUUGAUCAAUGGACCAGGCACAUGUAUUCCAAUUAUUAUUGCGAGUUUAUUAUUAGCAUUAUUAUUUAUAAUUAAAAGACCAAAAAUUGUUUUUGUUGAAAGUAUUUGUCGUGUUCAAACGUUGUCAUUGACGGGUAAAAUAUUAUGUUAUCUACCAGUAAAUAUUCUCGUACAAUGGCCACAAUUAACAGAAAAAUAUCCCAAAACACAGUAUAUUGGCAGACUUGUUUAG